AUGCGCCUAGCCCUUACCGCGCGCCGCUUUAGAGAGACCAAGAGCAAGACGUUGGCCCUGCAGGCCGAGAAGGAGGCUGAGCAGCGCAAGGAGAAGGAGACACAGCCCGUCAAGGAGGAGGUGAAGAGCAGCCGCAAGUCCAAGAAGGAGUCCAAGAAGACCGCCCCCGAUGAGCCGCCCGCCGACGGGCCCGCCAAGGCGCUGAGCGUCCCCGGCGCCGGGACACAGGUGCAAAAGUGGAUCCAGCGUGCGUUGGACAUGGGCGUGCCGGCGCUGCGCGAGGAAUACCGAGGACUCUCCAAGUGGUGCCCGGAUGGCAUGACCGUCGACGCGUUCAAGGCUGCCCAGCCCGAGAACAAGAAUCGGUGCAUGAUCAUCCAGGAAGAGGUCGAGACCAUCGUCAUGCUGUGCAACUUGGUCGAGCAGGGCAAGCUCAAGUGCUUCAAGAUCAAGCCCAUGAGUCCCGAGGAGCCGUCAGUGAACGUCUCCGUGCUGCGCAUCGACUUCAAGAAGGACGACAAGCCGGCCACGCGCGACGAGCUGCUCUCCCGAAUCCGCGGCACGCAGAAGCCGAUCGCCGUCCAUUGCUCGGCUGGGAUCGGGCGCACUGGGACCAUUGUGGCUAUUGAAUACAUCCUGGAAUGCCUGCAGCACGGCAAGGACUGCGUCGACAUGGACAAGCUGCUGAAGGAGUUGCGCGAGCAGCGGCCCUGGUCCAUUCAGAAUGAUUUGCAAUACCUCUACAUUCACCGCAUCCUGCUCUUCUACUUCCUCGACAAGUACAAGGCGCAGAACAAGUCGGUGCUCACCCCGGAGAACGUCGAGAAGUACAACAAGUUCAUCGAGGAGUACGACGCGGCCACCCGA
Messenger RNA from Mesorhabditis spiculigera, 867 nucleotides. Lineage: Eukaryota; Metazoa; Nematoda; Chromadorea; Rhabditida; Rhabditidae. The record is from the annotation of a GenBank genome assembly.